CGGUCGCGUUUUAAUAACAAGUGGGGGGUUGUCGCGAUCGCGAGAGUGGGCGCUCGAAUCGACCGCCUCAGAGAGUGCAGAGGCGCGGGCGUCGCGACUUGGCGUCCUCUAAACACCAACCGACAUCACCUUUGAACCGCGAAACGCGCAACCGAAAACCUACUUUAACACCCGAAAGAUUAACCUCCAAUUCGCCCGUUUAUUGUGAAACAGUGACCCCAUAACACGCGUCCAAUUCGUGUAUAGUGCGGUGCAAAUAUGAACGAGGAUAAUUCUGUAGCGGAGGAUAUGAAAAGGCAGGCUGCGAUGUUCUACAAUACAACUGAAAGGGAUCGGACGAAAGAGAAAGAGCCGAGCCAAAGACUAUGGUUCUGGCAGCAGCGGCGGUACGUGGUAGCUCUGCUGGCGUUCUUCGGCUUCUUCAACGUGUACGCUCUGAGGGUGAACCUGUCUGUAGCCGUGGUCGCAAUGACGGAGCCCGUAGAGACCAAACUGGACAACGGCACUGUGGUUAUGUUGCCGGAAUUCGACUGGAGCUCGCAGACCAAGGGGCUGAUAUUGAGCUCCUUCUUCUACGGGUACCUGGUGACGCAGCUGCCCGGCGGCUGGCUCGCUGCUAAAAUAGGAGGUAACAGGGUAUUCGCGAUCGGCAUCGGGGCGACUUCGCUGCUAACAUUGUUGACGCCACCCCUGGCGUAUACGAGUACGGCCCUGCUCAUUGCUGUACGAGUCGUCGAAGGACUGUUCGAGGGCGCGACGUACCCGUGCAUCCACGCGGUAUGGUCGCGCUGGGCGCCGGCCGGGGAGCGGGCGCGGCUGGCCACCUUCGCGUUCAGCGGCAGCUACGCCGGCACCGUGGUGUCGAUGCCGCUGUGCUCCUUGCUGGCUGCUUACACCGGUUGGCCCGGCAUCUUCUACGUGUUCGGGAUACUAGGCUUAGUUUGGACGAUGAUUUGGUGGUUGGUAGUCAAAGAAUCUCCGGAGAAGGACCCCCUCGUCUCACCCGCUGAACUUAAAUACAUACAGGAAUCCCGAGGAAGCUUGAUAGAAGGCAACAAGAUCCGUCACCCGUGGCGGGCCAUGCUGACUUCCGGGCCAGUAUGGGCCAUAAUCGUGGCCCACUUCAGCGAGAACUGGGGAUUCUACACGCUGCUUACUUUCCUACCCACCUUCAUGAAAGAUGUCUUCCACUACGAGACAUCGCAGACCGGCUUUCUAUCGGCCGUUCCCUACCUAGCGAUGGCAAUCGUUUUACAAGUGGCCGGUCAUCUCGCUGAUUGGAUGCUGCAGCGGGGAUGCAUGUCCCGGACCAACUUAAGGAAACUGUUCAACUGCGGCGCCUUCCUCUCCCAGACGGUGUUCAUGGUUCUAGCUGCGUACGCGACUACGGCUACGUCGUGCGUGGCUUUCCUCACUGUAGCCGUAGGGCUCGGCGGUUUCGCGUGGGCUGGGUUCAGUGUGAACCAUUUGGACAUCGCACCUCCCCACGCGAGCGUAUUAAUGGGAAUCUCGAACACCAUAGCCACGCUGCCGGGCAUCGUGAGUCCUCCCCUUGCCGGCGCCAUAGUCACGGACAACAGUGCGGAGCAGUGGCGUAUAGUUUUCUUCAUAUCAAGCGCCAUCUAUCUAUUCGGGGCCAUAGUUUACGGGAUUCUAUGCUCGGCCGAGAAACAGCCCUGGGUACUGACGCCCACGCCCAGCGCUGGGCAUGACAAUAAUGCAUUAGACUAUAGCUCGGAAAUGUGAACUUUUACUGUAGAAUAUUCUAAAGGAAAUUUGACUAGAAAAAAAAUUCAACUCGCUCGAGGUUGCAAACUGUACUAGAGUUAUCCGAGUUGAAUUUUUUCAAGUAAAUUUUGAUUAAGCUUAAAAUUAAAAUUAUAAUAAUCUAUUAGACAAUUCUGUUAAAUCUUAUAAAGUAACACCCGGUUUCUGAAAGGCCGUUCAACGAUAAAAUUAACUACAAUGCUGACGGGUCAUGUCAGUUCUUUAUGGCGACGAAUUAAAGUAUAUUUUCGUACCUUUUUUUACUAGAUCGAAAGUAUCUAUAAGUAUUUUCUUUCGGAAACAAAUUGAUUUUGUUAAAUUUUAAGGGCAUGCUAGUUGAAUAAUGGUUUGAAAAGCUUUUGAGAAACCGGGUGUACAGUUCGGAAAUGUAAAAGUUAUCUGUUGAAAAUUCUGUUAAAACCAAUAUGCAUUUCUGACAACAAGUAAUUUAAAAUCUUUUCAUUUAACUGUAAAUGUUAUACAUUGAACUUUUAUUUUAUGAGUACGAAUCCUCUUUAUCAAGCAACAACAAAAAUUGUCUUUCUAUUUUCUAUUUAAUGUCUAUUGGCCCUUCGUUGUUCUCUUGGGACAAUUUUGGAAAUACAUAUAAGAAAACGUGAUGUAGAUAAAAUGAAAAAGUAAUUCAAUUAAAUUCCACUGUAAACUUAAAACUAAAUGUAACAUCAGUCUCUCCUUUCAAUUAUGUAUAGAGAAUAACAAGGAUACACUGUUGUCAAAUUUAAGUUUAGGUUUAGAGAAAUAUGUCAGAAUUGACACCAUUGAGGUAUAAAAACAUGUUGACACCCAAUCACCUAGCAAAAGUGCAUCAAAAAUCGUCCUAGUGGCGCUGUGUUAUACAUAUAUGAACAUAUUCAGAUGACAUUAACACAUUUGUUCAAAUUAACACUUUAUUUCGUGGCAGUAAGGCCGUAUACAGAAAGAAAGCCGAAAGCCGAUCGGCGCCCAUCAGCGCCGAUCGGCGCUUAUCGGCGCCUAUUGACGCUGAUCCUUUUUCUAUGGACCGGCGCCGAUAAGCGCCGACACGCGCUGGUCCGAAUAAUAAAUAAUUUGUAUUUGAAUUAUUAUCCUUAGAUUAAAUCAAUCUAAGUUAUAAUCUUUUUAUAAAU
Messenger RNA from Chilo suppressalis (striped riceborer), 2894 nucleotides. Lineage: Eukaryota; Metazoa; Arthropoda; Insecta; Lepidoptera; Crambidae. The record is from the annotation of a GenBank genome assembly.